This is a messenger RNA of Cotesia congregata, 1581 nucleotides long. NCBI's taxonomy places the organism in Eukaryota, Metazoa, Arthropoda, Insecta, Hymenoptera, Braconidae. The record is from the annotation of a GenBank genome assembly.
AUGGCGGAUCCUUUGAGUUUAUUGCGGCAGUAUAAUGUUAAUAAAAAAGAGAUAAUUGAACGGGAAAAUCAGAUUAUAUUUGGUGAAUUUUCGUGGCCAAAAAAUGUGAAAACAAAUUAUCUAACUUACGGAUCUGGAAAAGAAGGAACAGCCAAGGACUACUAUACCCUCGAGUGCCUACUAUUUUUAUUAAAGCAUGUUCAACUCACCCAUCCAGUAUACGUGCGACAAGCCGCAGCGGAGAAUAUUCCCGUGGUGCGUCGUCCGGAUCGUAAGGAUCUGCUGGCAUAUCUCAAUGGCGAGACCGCAACUUCUGGAGCCAUCGACAAAUCGGCUCCGUUGGAGAUUCCAACUCAAGUCAAAAGAGCCGCCGAGGAUGGCCUGGAGGCAGGUCUGUCUAAGAAGCCAAGAUUCGAAGAAACACACGUCCAGCGAGUCAAAGAUCAGCUGGCAGCCAGGCUAGAUGCUCCGAAGGAGGCUUCAGUAACUGUCGACAACAUAAAGUCUCUGUCAGAGGCUAUGUCCGUCGAAAAAAUAGCAGCCAUCAAGGCCAAACGUUUGGCCAAAAAACGUACGACAAUUAAAGAAAAUGACGACAUAGGAAUGGGAUCUGAUUUACGAGUAAUUUUGGACAUGGACGUUGAUGACACUAAAGACAUUGUUUCUCGUGAAAGACAGUGGAGAACUCGAGCGACAAUUCUUCAGAGCAGCGGUAAAAUAUUUGGUAAAAAUAUAUUCGCUAUACUGCAGAGUAUAAAAGCACGAGAAGAAGGUAGACACAAGGGUCCAGCUGUGCCAACUCCGAUGGUUACACCGCGUUCAACACCAAUGAGGCCUCUCCCACAGCCGGCGGUUUACAAUCGUUAUGAUCAGGAAAGAUUUAUUCGACAGAAAGAAGAGACUGAAGGUUUUAAAAUUGACACCAUGGGAACUUACCACGGAAUGACAUUGAAAUCAGUGACAGAAGGAUCAAACCCAGCUGUGAGGAAGCCGAUUCCAAACCCUUCUUCAACUCCGACUUCAGGACUUCUUCCGACCUCGGCUGCUAAGCUCACACCUCAGCAAGCUGCGCAGAACAAACGUCCCAGUAGGACUCCGAUAAUAAUAAUUCCCAGUGCCAAUUCAUCGCUUAUAACGAUGUUUAACGCCAAGGAGAUUCUCCAGGACUUGAAGUUUGUCAGCAAUGAAGAAAAGAAGUCCAGUGGUGCAAAGAGAGAAAAUGAAAUUCUCCUCCAGAGGAGAAAGGAGGGAGGACUCACGGUACCGUAUCGAGUAGUGGAUAAUCCUCAGAAGCUAACGAAUGCUGACUGGGAUCGUGUGGUUGCUGUUUUUGUAAUGGGUCCUGCUUGGCAAUUCAAAGGAUGGCCCUUUGAUGGAAAUCCUGUUGAGAUAUUUUCAAAAAUCAGCGCUUUUCAUUUGAAGUACGAUGAAAUGAAGCUCGACGCGAACGUCGGCAAGUGGGCUGUGACUGUCAUCGAACUGAGUCGUACCAAACGUCAUUUGGAUCGAGCUGCACUGAUGCGUUUUUGGGAACACUUGGAUAAACAUAUUGUUAAAAAUAAACCUUUAUUAAGGUUCUAA